Molecule: messenger RNA, 924 nt
Organism: Eimeria maxima
Lineage: Eukaryota; Apicomplexa; Conoidasida; Eucoccidiorida; Eimeriidae
Exons: 4
Coding region: 1-924 (307 amino acids)
Cellular component (GO): mitochondrial large ribosomal subunit
Molecular function (GO): structural constituent of ribosome
Source: RefSeq, a predicted model, not a curated record
AUGAUAUUAAGGACAGCGAUGCUUGUGGUUUCACCUUCUGGGCUUUGCCGCUUCCGCUGCAAUGCUAAUUUUUUCCACACGGACGCAGCAGCUGCAGCAAGAGUAGCACCAGCAAGUCCUGCGGGUCCUCCAUCAGAGCUCCACGUUCCCUCAUCAACUGAAUUACGCUUGCUGCGCGCAAGCACGUUGUUGUUGAACCACCCUCCUCCUGACUAUGAAGUAUCCGUUCAUCGGGGCUUAAAGGUGCAAGCUUCGUUGCUGCUGCAGCGGCUGCCACUGGUGUAUAGAGAGCCGCUUUACGAGCAGCAAUUUCGGCUGUUUAAAGAGGAUUGGGAGAGAAGAACAAAUAACAGUGCAAUGCCUGACGAAAUAACAUGCAUGCAACUGCCAGGGCACCCGCUAGAAACGCAACAGGAGCAACGGGAGAACCAGCAACAAAAGACAGGCGAUGCGGACCUUUCUGAACUGGACAUGCUGCUCCAGCAAGAGGGCUUGAUGAUGGAUAGGCAAAAGUUGAGGAAACAACGAAGGAAGCAGCAGGAGAAUGCGGGGAUGUCAGAUCGUGCCAUGGAAGUAGCAUGUUCAGCAGCCGAAAGGGAGGACCGUUUACUAUCGCAGCACCCAGAAAGAGUGCUGCUACUGCUUGUAAAGUACGGCAACGGGUGGCAGCUUCCGGUGGAAGACAGACGACACGGACAGACGAUGCGCCAGACAUUGGCAAGGCUGUGCGUUAAGCAGCUGGGUUUGCGUGAGGCCCCCUUUAUGAUAGGCUUCGCCCCUGCAGCAGUGCGGAAGAUGCGAACCAAGCCUACUGCUGUUGUUCAGGGCCGAGAGAAGAGGCAAAGGGACGAAUGGCCCCUAACGGCUUUCUUGCCAUACGGAAUGUUCUGCUCCUUGGCUGAAAUGCGGAUGCAACAGCAAUAA